UGUUUUCGGCCACCCAGGCACGGAAAGGCUUCUGGGACUACUUCCGCCAGACCAGCGGGGAGAAAGGCAGGAUGGAGCAGAUCCAUCAGCAGAAGAUGGCUCGUGAGCCCGCAUCCCGGCCAUCCUGGGCUCUUCAGCGCCCUCUGCCUGCAGCCCCCGCCUUAACAACUCUAUAGCUGUCGUCCGUUUGACCACUGAGGCUCGGGACCCGGGAUCGACCGGGAGGACCCCUGCUGCGGUCCCCAGAAUCAAAGGAUGAUGUGGCGCAUCCAUGCUUCUUUGAUCAGUGUUGUAGGUCUGGAUUUGCAUAUGCGAUGUGUUUAUGCUUCGUGUGUGAGUAGUUAUGACGGGCCAGGGUUAGGACAAGAGUCCCUGACUCUGGGGCCAACGCCCUGCGUCCUUGGUUCCCCUAGAGGGUCAGUGCGUGACGACUUUGGGACAAGAGAGAUGAUGGGGGCUAGCAGUCUGACAGCCUGGAUAUCUGUCCCCUUCCCCAGGAGCCUGAAAGACAGCCUUGAGCAAGACCUUAACAAUAUGAACAAGUUCCUGGAAAAGCUGGGGCCUCUGAGUGAGAGCGAGGCUUCUCGGCUCCCACGGGACCCGGUGGGCAUGCGGCAGCAGCUGCAGGAGGAGUUGGAGGAGGUGAGGGCGCGCCUGCAGCCCUACAUGGCAGAGGCGCACGAGCUGGUGGGCUGGAAUUUGGAGGGCUUGCGGCAGCAGCUGAAGCCCUACACGAUGAAUCUGAUGGAGCAGGUGGCCCUGCACAUGCAGGAGCUGCAGGAGAAGUUGCGCGUGGUGGGAGAAGAUACCAAGGCCCAGCUGCUGGGGGGCGUGGGCGAGGCGCGGGCUUUGCUGCAGGAACUGCAGAGCAGCGUGGUGCACCAUACCGGCCGUUUCAAAGAGCUCUUCCACCCGUACGCCGAGAGCCUGGUGAGCGGCAUCGGGCGCCACGUGCAGGAACUGCACCGCAGUGUGGCUCCGCACGCCCCCGCCAGCCCCGCGCGUCUCAGCCGUUGCGUGCAGGUGCUCUCCCGCAAACUCACACUCAAAGCCAAGGCUCUGCACGCAGGCAUCCAACAGAACCUGGACCAGCUGCGCGAAGAGCUUAGCCGCGCCUUUGCAGGCACUGGGGUUGAGCAGGGGGCCGGCCCGGACCCCCAGAUGCUCUCCGAGGAGGUGCGCCAGAGACUCCAGGCUUUCCGCCAGGACACCUACCUGCAGAUCGCUGCUUUCACUCGUGCCAUCGACCAGGAGACUGAGGAAGUCCAGCAGCAGCUGGCACCACCUCCACCAGGCCACAGCGCCUUUGCCCCAGAGUUUGGACAAAUGGACAGUGACAAGGCCCUGAGCAAGCUGCAGGCCCGUCUGGAUGACCUGUGGGAAGAUAUCACCUACAGCCUUCAUGACCAGGGCCACAGCCAUCUGGGGGAGCCCUGAGGGUCUACUUCAGGCCUAUUCUCAGCUCCUUGUCUGGGGAGCCCUGACCCUGAGCCUCCAGCAUGGUUUAGUCCUUGAAAGUAGCCCAUUGGGUAGAGGGUGGAAGGUCCUGUGCAGGACAGGGAGGCCACCAAAGGAGCUGCUGUCUCUUGCAUAUCCAGCCUCCUGUGACUCCCCCAUCUGGAUGCAUUACACUCACCAGGCUUUGCAAACCCAGCUUUCCAGUGCUCAUUUGGGAAUUGCAAUUCUUCUUUUUUUUUAAGAGACAGGGUCUCACUAUGUUGCCCAGGCUGGAGUGCAGUGGCUAUUCACAGACGCGAUCCCACUACUGAUCAGCAUGGGAGUUUUGACCUGCUCUGUUUCUGACCUGGGCCGAUUCAUCCCUCCUUAGGCAACCUGGUGGUCCCCUGCUCCUGGGAGGUCACCAUAUUGAUGCCAAACUUAGUGCAGACACCCGAUUGGCAUUGGCCCAGAACUCCUGGGCUCAAGCGAUCCUCCCACCUCAACCUCCCGAGUAGCUGGGACAACAGGCACGCACAACCAUGCCUGGCAAGUUGCUCCUUUCAAGGGUGAGGGAGUCGGGAGGGAGAAAGGCACCAUGCAUGUGGGUGAUUAUCUGCAAGCCUGUUCACCAUGAUGCUGGAAGCCUGUGCUACUACAUCCUGGAGUUUGGCUCUGGUCACUUCUGGCUGCCUGGUGGCCACUGCUACAGCUGGUCCACAGAGAGGAGCACUUGUAUCCCCAGGGCUGCUGUGGCAGCUUCUGUCAGGGGAAUAGAAGGGAGAAAGAGGAAAAUACCAUGGGAAGAAGUGUGAUGGUGUCUGUAUACCCCUGCUGGCUCUGAUGCUGGUGGGUAUGAAAGGGGCGGGGGGCAGGGCUGGGAUGGGAAAGGGCAGAGCCCACAUUUCCUGACAUAGCUCUACACCUAAAUAAGGGACUGAACCCUCCAAACUGUGGGAGCUCCUUAAACCCUCUGGGGAGCAUACUGUGUGCCCUUCUUAUCUCCAGCCCCUCCCUCCAGACUCCCAAGCUGAAGCCUAGACUUCUGGCUCAAAUGAAAUAGAUGUUUACGAUAGAA
Callithrix jacchus (white-tufted-ear marmoset) is the source of this 2515-nucleotide messenger RNA. RefSeq names its product apolipoprotein A5 (gene APOA5). Gene Ontology annotation, biological process: acylglycerol homeostasis; lipoprotein metabolic process; cholesterol metabolic process. The record is from RefSeq and is a predicted model, not a curated record. Gene Ontology annotation, cellular component: extracellular vesicle; very-low-density lipoprotein particle; extracellular region. Lineage: Eukaryota; Metazoa; Chordata; Mammalia; Primates; Cebidae. Gene Ontology annotation, molecular function: phosphatidylcholine-sterol O-acyltransferase activator activity; phospholipid binding; cholesterol transfer activity.